AUGUCAGCAUCGAUGGCCCGGCAAGCAGCGAUGGUGGCUACAGUUCCGUCGGGGCACAUAGAUAGAGUUGUCCAUUCUGUUACCGAUGCCACCAAGAGGCUCUCGCAAAUAUCAGCGAGCACGACGACCACCACCACACAAUCGUCAAAACGACGGUCGCGAGACACCAUUGGGCCGUGGAAACUGGGAAAGACGCUAGGAAAGGGCUCCAGCGGGCGAGUUCGCCUUGCGAAAAACAUGGAAACCGGGAAACUUGCGGCGGUGAAAAUCGUACCCAAAGCAAAGUCGGCCAGGAGCAACGCGCUGCCGUACGGAAUUGAACGAGAGGUCAUCAUCAUGAAGCUGAUCUCGCAUUCAAACGUCAUGGGGCUGUACGAAGUGUGGGAAAACAAAUUCGAGCUGUUCUUGGUGCUGGAAUACGUGGACGGAGGCGAGCUCUUUGACUAUCUUGUUUCUCGCGGCAGACUUCCCGAAAAGGAGGCGAUCCACUACUUCAAACAGAUUAUAGACGGAACGGCAUACUGCCAUGGGUUCAACAUCUGCCAUCGCGACCUGAAGCCUGAGAACCUGCUGCUGGACAAAAGAAACAAGCGCAUCAAGAUCGCUGAUUUUGGAAUGGCCGCGUUGCAAACGUCCAACAGGCUCUUGGAGACCUCCUGUGGCUCGCCGCACUAUGCCUCCCCUGAAAUCGUUAUGGGCAAGUCCUACCACGGCGGGCCCAGUGACGUGUGGUCCUGUGGGAUUAUUCUCUUUGCCCUACUCACGGGGCAUCUGCCUUUCAAUGACGACAACAUCAAACGCUUACUGUUGAAGGUGCAGGCCGGUAGGUUUCAAAUGCCGCAAAGCAUUUCUGCGGAAGCCAAAGAUCUCCUAGCUAAAAUGCUCAUAGUAGACCCGCAAAAGAGAGUAACGAUUCAAGAGAUAUUGGUUCAUCCGUUGAUCACCAAAUAUAGCAGUAAGCGCAGCAAGUCUAACUCAGACUUGCAUCUUUUGAGUCGCACUCGGCCCAAUAUUGUGAUGCCUCUUAGAGAGGAAGACGUGGAUCCCUCGAUACUACAAAACUUGCAAAUUCUAUGGCACAGCGCACCAAAGGAAUUCAUCCUGAGACGGCUUUUAGACCCUGAUCAAACUGAAGAGAAGACUUUUUAUGCUCUGCUACUUGCUUAUCAGCAGCGGCAAUCAAACCAGGGUCAGGAUCCUGUUGGGGUUAACGCCCCAAGAAUAUUACAAAAAUCGCAAUUUAGCGUCCCUUCUAUCAAGUCCCAAACUUCCCCUCACAAGGAGCAUGUCGCGUCGUCUUCUCGUGUCUUCAAAUCUACUUCCAGGUCUUUCAGAAAAAGAAUUCAUGUGUCUUCAUCGAGAAAGUCCUUGGGUAGUUUGGCCUCAAAAGAGUCACUAGCUCCUGUGCCAUUUUCGGCGUCUCGAAAAAGCGUAAAGGUAUCCCCUGGAAAAACGCAACUUCCCUCUAAAAGAUCAUUGUACUCACUUACCUCAAUUUCAAAGCGCUCGGUUAACUUAAAAGAUCAACUCCAUGAAGAUGAGCAACCGCCACUGCCUCAGAGAUCGGAAUUUGAAUCGCUUUGUGAGAAAAUUCUGUUUGGUAAGGACUUAGAAAAUAUUAUUCCAGAGGAAGGCACUAGUACCGCUUCAGAGGCCGACCUAGACAUUGACUCUUCGUUGCAGCAAGAUAUUUCCAGUGCUAACAACAGCGAAAGCGAUGGCGAGCAGGCUUCAUCAUCGCAGGUCGAGAACAAACCUCCCCCAUCGAUUAGCAAGCUCAAACCAACGCAAUCAACUCGGAACCUAAGGAUAACCUCUGCUCCCACGCAUCAGCCUCGUAACAUGACGUCUUUAGAUCCGCGAAGAAACGUCUCUCAACCAAACUCUAUCGAGAUGUUGUUGAACAAAUAUAGCCUACGUGCAAACUUGAUCAAUGAUUCCACAUCCAUUCAUAAGCGAAUUAAUCGCCCUGACCGUAGUCAAGUGCAGUUGCCGGACACGCUCAAGCAUGAGGAACUCACAGGUGAACUUCAUAGCAAUGGUACUGAGCUACCUCCUGUCCGAGAGGAAACUUCCAUUAGCACUUUGAAUGAAUCCGCUUUGAAGAAGGAUCUUUACGGUCAUCACAAUAGUGAUUUACCGGACGAACACAGCGAGACUGCUAGCGUGCGUGCGGAUAUUCCAAGAUUUUCACCAUCCAUUAGGUUCAACAGCUCGACGACUUUCAAAAACCUCAAGCAGUUCAUGUCGGUAGAUGCUGGGACGCAGGGCCAAUCAUCGUCCACAAUGCAGCGUCCGUUAGAAAACUCUAUUGUCCCGGGAAUGUUCUCAGGGAGCCUCAAUGUUUCACGUAAGGCAUCAGCAAAGACUCCAUCUAAAUCGGCUAAUUUUGUUGGACAGCGCUCUCGUAAAAUGAGCUUUGCAAGUAAUAAUGAAGGGCGAUCUGACAUGUUGUCUGAUAUGUCAUUCGCCUUGGAUGUUCCAAUCGAUACCUUCACUGCCCAGGCAUUCCACAUUUCAGAAGAAAACUUUUCGGGCCAAAGCAACAAAACUAAGGGCCCUAUUCUACUCCAGGAAGACCGACUAGACGACGAUAUUAAUGUUUUUGAAGAUGCACCCGAAGACAACGUCUCGGUCUCAACGAAUUCUUCCGGAGUUGAUUCUCAACCUCAUGUACACAGAAAGGCAACUUCGAUAGAUACCCUAAACACCAAUACUCUGGCACCGUCAGCCGACGUUAGAGUUUCGCUUUACGCAAAUAACAUGACAUCCUCCGCAAAGCUACCGCGAGAGACUACGGAGGAAAUACUGUCGAAGUUCAGGCUUUCUCCAGCAAAAUCAUCAGCACCACCUCAGAAGAGAUUUUCUUAUCAAAGAAAGAGAAAUUCCAUCUCCCAGAGCGUUAUGUCCAUGUUCAAGGAUCUUGACGACGAACAAGACGGUAACGAGAACAUGAUGGAAGCAUUUGAUGGAUUGAUCGGUGGCAAUGACUUACCUAGAGAUGCCUCGGGUAGUCUCAACGAGGCCGUGUUAAACAAAGAGCCCAACAAUAAGAAAAGAGUCACAAUGCUCUUUGAUGACGACGCGCCAAACGUAUUCAAACAAUCACCUAUCAAGGUACAUACCAAAGAGAACGUGAAGAAUGCAGGGCCCAAGCAGGCAUCAUCAGUGACACUACCCAUAACUUUUACCAAAAGCAAGCUUGAUACUGUGGCCGAAAAUGAUAUGCCUUCCCCACCUUCUAAACGACCUGAAUCACUCAGACCUGCCCCGCCUCCCCCUUCUACAGUGAAAGAAACCUGGUUCACCAAGUUUUUCCGCUCUUUAAACCCAAAGUAUGUAGGGAAACCAGCACUCGUCGAAGAUCAUUACACACCAGCGCAGUUUGAAGUUGUGCACAUGUUGAUGCUAAAAGAGUUUGGUAAAAACUCUAUCGAUUAUGAACUCAAGCGUCUCGAUAAACGCGGCGACUGCAGCCGUGCUUACUACAACUGCCGAUUUAUCAAGGGCCGGUUCCGCUUCAAAAUUCGCAUUGUUGGAGACAAACGCGGUACUACCAUUCACAUCAAAAAGAAGGGCCAGCAAGAUGCAAAAACCUUCCAGAAAUUCAACGACGAUGUCGCAAAAGUUCUGGCGGCUGUUGAUUAA
Messenger RNA from Lachancea dasiensis, 3648 nucleotides. The record is from the annotation of a GenBank genome assembly. Lineage: Eukaryota; Fungi; Ascomycota; Saccharomycetes; Saccharomycetales; Saccharomycetaceae.